Acanthosepion pharaonis is the source of this 1044-nucleotide messenger RNA. Lineage: Eukaryota; Metazoa; Mollusca; Cephalopoda; Sepiida; Sepiidae. The record is from the annotation of a GenBank genome assembly.
AUGCAGCCUACAUUCGACGACAGUCUUUACACUGGAUAUUCAUACAAUAAUUGGGCUACCAAGGUCCCAAGCCCGCUGGGUCCAAAGGGCUUCUCUUGGGGACUGAACUCGGUAAACCAUCUUCCGUCAGUGGUUACCACUCAACCAAUGUGUUUUUCAUCCCCCGCCAGCAGUAUUAGCAACAGUAUGGUUCCAGGUGGAGUUCCGAGCGUGGCUUCCAUGGGAAAUGUAGCCAGUCCAACGACACCCUGUCCAUAUGCACCGCCGGCACCUCCUUAUAUCUACAACAGGGACCAGUGUUCUACCAGCAUCGCUUCCCUCAGAUUAAAGGCAAAACAGCAUUCACCCUUCAACUAUCCGACGGUACCACCCCGGCAACCGACGCUAUCAGCUUGUCAUACUGACUCUUCUUUCUUUCUUAUCUUUCCUUCAUAUUUUCCUUCUUUACUUCUUUUUUUUUCUUUCUAUGCUUGUUUACUUCAUUCUUUCAUUCUGUUUCACAUUCUUCCUUCUUUUCCUUCCUUGCUUCCUUAUUUGCUUCUUUCUUUCAGUUUGUCUUUCCCUCUUCUUUUUUCUUUACUUCUUUGCUUCUUUCUUUUCUUCUUUACUUCCUUCUUUACUUCUUUCUUUUCUUCUUUCUAUUCUUCUUUUUCUUCUUUACUUUCUUUGCUUCUAUCUUUUCUUCUUUUCCUUCUUUACUUCUUUCUUUUCUUCUUUUCCUUCUUUACUUCCUUCUUUACUUCUUUCUUUGCUUCUUUCUUUCUAACUUUAUUUCAGUUUAUCUCGCUUUCUUCUUUUCCUUCUUUACCUCCUCCUUUCCUUUUUUUCUUUCUUUUCUUCUUUUUCCUUCUUUACUUCCUUCUUUACUUCUUUCUUUGCUUCUUUCUUUCUAACUUUAUUUCAGUUUAUCUCGCUUUCUUCUUUUCCUUCUUUACCUCCUCCUUUCCUUUUUUUCUUUCUUUUCUUCUUUUUCCUUCUUUACUUCCUUCUUUACUUCUUUCUUUGCUUCUUUCUUUCUUUCAUUCUGCUUAUCUCUCUUUCUAA